GGACGUGACGUAGGGAGGGUUCCGGCUUCGGCCUCCGCCGCUGCCGCCGCUGGUACCGCCGCGGAUACCGCUGCCGCCGUCGGGGCUUCUUAUUUCUAAAAUGGCGCCCCUGGACUUGGACAAGUACGUGGAGAUAGCGCGGCUAUGCAAAUACCUACCGGAGAACGACUUGAAGCGGCUAUGUGACUACGUUUGUGACCUCCUGUUGGAAGAAUCAAAUGUCCAGCCAGUAUCAACACCAGUAACAGUGUGUGGAGACAUACAUGGACAGUUUUAUGACCUUUGUGAACUAUUCAGAACUGGAGGUCAGGUUCCUGACACAAACUACAUAUUUAUGGGUGAUUUUGUAGACCGAGGUUACUAUAGUUUGGAGACCUUCACUUACCUUCUUGCACUAAAGGCUAAAUGGCCUGAUCGUAUUACACUUUUGCGAGGAAAUCAUGAGAGUAGACAGAUAACACAGGUGUAUGGAUUUUAUGAUGAGUGCCAAACCAAAUAUGGAAAUGCUAAUGCCUGGAGAUACUGUACCAAAGUUUUUGACAUGCUCACAGUAGCAGCUUUAAUAGAUGAGCAGAUUUUGUGUGUUCAUGGUGGUUUAUCUCCUGAUAUCAAAACACUGGAUCAAAUUCGAACCAUUGAACGGAAUCAGGAAAUUCCCCAUAAAGGAGCAUUUUGUGAUCUGGUUUGGUCAGAUCCUGAAGAUGUGGAUACUUGGGCAAUCAGUCCCCGAGGAGCAGGUUGGCUUUUUGGCGCAAAGGUCACAAAUGAGUUUGUUCAUAUCAACAACCUAAAACUCAUCUGCAGAGCACAUCAAUUAGUGCAUGAAGGCUAUAAAUUUAUGUUUGAUGAGAAGCUGGUAACAGUAUGGUCUGCUCCUAAUUACUGCUAUCGUUGUGGAAAUAUUGCUUCAAUCAUGGUCUUCAAAGAUGUAAAUACAAGAGAACCAAAGUUAUUCCGGGCAGUUCCAGAUUCAGAACGUGUUAUUCCUCCCAGAACGACGACGCCGUAUUUUCUCUGAGGCCUUCGCCCCAUCCUGCUGACCCAUUUUUCUGCCCUCUUCUUACCCCAACUUCCUUGUGUUACCCUCUACAAUAUACUUUUUAUUGAGCACUUUGCUGCUGAAAUGCUGCCUCUUGCCUUUUUUUUUAAAUUUUAAAUUAUCUAAAUUUAUUGUUUGUUAUGGUGUCUAUAGCAACGUUUUUCUAUCAGUUUUCUCCCCUGUCCCAUCCCCGCCUUGGACUCACUUGAGAAGACUUGAGAAAUGUCUUAAUACUCACACUGCUGCAUGUAGCUCUUGCUUAUUUACCGGUCUGAGGGAAACAGAAUGUGUUUCCUUUUUUAAAAAGCCAAUUGACAGAACAGACUACUCUGAAAUACUCUUCCUUUUGUAUUAUUCAGUCUUCUGUUUUAGUUUGGUAAGUUUUAAGAAAUUUCAGCAGCAAAGUUGUUAUCCAGUGGGCACGAUGGACUGCAAAUGACUCGAGUUAUGUGUACCGUCCCAGCUGUAAACUUCAUUGUCCUUUGUUGGAUGAUAUUUUAAAUGGAUAUAAAAUAAAUUGGUCUAAAGGGCUGCCCUUUGUUGUGUUUUUAAAUUUUAGUUUUAAAACUGCUAUAG
This is a messenger RNA of Budorcas taxicolor (takin), 1615 nucleotides long. It is a transcript of the gene PPP6C, whose product is annotated as protein phosphatase 6 catalytic subunit. Lineage: Eukaryota; Metazoa; Chordata; Mammalia; Artiodactyla; Bovidae. Bases 101 to 1018 code for a protein of 305 amino acids. The transcript is spliced from 7 exons. Gene Ontology annotation, cellular component: cytoplasm. Gene Ontology annotation, molecular function: protein serine/threonine phosphatase activity. The record is from RefSeq and is a predicted model, not a curated record. Gene Ontology annotation, biological process: G1/S transition of mitotic cell cycle; peptidyl-serine dephosphorylation.